This is a messenger RNA of Dendroctonus ponderosae (mountain pine beetle), 1417 nucleotides long. RefSeq lists its product as uncharacterized. NCBI's taxonomy places the organism in Eukaryota, Metazoa, Arthropoda, Insecta, Coleoptera, Curculionidae. The record is from RefSeq and is a predicted model, not a curated record. The transcript is spliced from 7 exons. Bases 425 to 1363 code for a protein of 312 amino acids. Gene Ontology annotation, biological process: synapse organization. Gene Ontology annotation, cellular component: neuron projection membrane.
AAAGAAUAGCUACAAUACGGCAGGACGUUUCAGUACAAAACAAUAGAGAGAAUCAUAACUUUGAAAGACGGUGCGGACGGAAGCGCGCUCUCUAUUAAAUCGAACUUUCAAGUUUAUCAUGCCGUUUUCUAUGUAGUUUUUGCAACGUUUAUGUCGAACAAAUGCCAUUGAAAGUGCUAGAGUGAACUUGCCAAACAAUCGUUUCCAGCUUAUCGUUGUGCUCCAAAUGGUAAAGUUGAUUUUUGCUUUUAGCUGCCGAAUCAAAUAAACCUGCUUACAACGUUGGGAAACUUCAUCAAAAAGAGGCAGAAAUGGAGGAAACAAAGUGAACAAUCAUUCGCGUGGGAUUAUGUAAAAUUUAUGCCAAAAUGUAACUUUACUGCUAAGUAAAUAAUUCCUCAGUGAACUGUUGCUAUAUAUAAAUAUGAGCGGGAUAAAUGGAGAAACUCAAGUGCUGUAUAGUUUCACGUUUGAGUUUUCCCUUGUGUGUAUUCUAUGUAUUAUGUUUGCACCUAUAGAUGUGCUCGGAGCAGCUCUAAAGCAAGAUGCAAACCAAACUACCUCAUCGCCUUCUUCAGUGUUUUUCGCUGAUAAUUCCCGAAGAAACAUUGAAGCCAUUGAAGGCCAAACCGUCGUCAUUCCAUGUACAGUUCGAAACUUAGAUCGAGGAAAAGUUUCCUGGAUUAGGACCAAAGAUAUUCUCAUUCUCACUUCAGGCCCUCAUACAUUUGCCAGCGACUUUCGGUUUGAGGUGAUCCAUUCUGAGAAAAAUGUUGAGUUUUGGGGUUUGCGGAUCCGAGGCGUUAAAGAGGACGAUGCAGGGCAGUAUGAGUGCCAAGUGAACAGCGAACCCAAAAUGAGUCUAGCCUAUCAGCUAACAGUUUCUGCAUUAGGAGAAGCCGAGGAUAGUUCAAAAUGGUUGGGUUUUGCCAAAGUCCAGGAACCAAAAGAAGCAUACGUCCAACAUGCGUCUGCUUUUUCCAUCAGUUGCGAAAUAUUCCCGAUGUUCACCAGAAAUGUUAAUAUGGAUGUUUGGUGGCUGCACGAUGAUACCCAAAUUUCGUCAGAUACCAAAGAGUCCAGGAUUUCAAUAAAGACGUCGUUCAACAAGGAAAACAACAUCAUUCACAGCAUUCUAAGCUUCGAUUAUGUAACGUGGCAGGAUUUUGGCCUUUACACCUGUCUUCAGCCCUCUGUACGGAAGGAUAGCUUGAAGCUGGUUAUAGUUGAAGCUGAAUCAUCUGAAGCGAUGCAAAGGGAUUUUCCAUCGCCGUCCAGUUCAAGCCCAAAAUUUAGCGGCAUUUUGCCAUUUAAUGUCGUUUAUCUUUUACUUGUAAACAUGUACCUAAGAUUAGCAGACUGAUGUAGAGCUAAGCAGAUUGAAUGUAAAUACAAUUUAAAUAAAUUAUUAAUUUGC